AUGGAUGCAGUAAAAACCUCACGUAAACCGUAUCACAAUACAAGCUCAUGGGUUGGCCUGCUUGGUUCAGCAUCCGCACUCACAACUCACUCUUUACCUCGUUUUACUCACUUGAUGGAUUCCGUCGCAACCACUAAGGCCGAGGCGGAUGCUCAUCUGGAAACUCUUCGUCAAAGGAGGGGCGUUGGUAGAGAACAACCAGAGGACGUUUCCGAUCAACUCUACAAAGCUUCAACACAUUUCAUUCUCGAGUUAAUCCAGAAUGCGGAUGACAACCAGUAUGAUUCUGAAAUUGUGCCCAGUCUGCGACUGGCAUUGUACAAUAAUGGAGGUCAUAGAUAUUUCCGGUCUGACUGUAACGAAGUUGGCUUCACAUUCAAGCAACUUGACGCUCUGACACGAGUCGGUCAAAGUACCAAGGCCGCCACCAUUGACAAUUCGAAGUCGUGCAUCGGCGAAAAGGGCAUCGGAUUCAAGUCCGUGUUCAAGGUAGCUGAUGUGGUCCACGUUGCAAGUGGGUUUUACGAGUUCAAGUUUGAUCGCAAUGCCCGCAUCGGAAUGAUUCUUCCCAUUACCUCACAAUUUCCUACUGCAGAUCGCGUAGCCGAUCAUACGCAAUUCCUGCUGGAGUUGAAAAGUCAACGCGACUACGAUGUCAUCAAGGAGGAGCUAAACAGUAUCGAGCCAGAUAUGUUGCUCUUCUUACGAAAUCUGGACCAGGUCCAUAUAUCUAUCCGUGGCUUGAACAAGCAAUAUCGACGCAAGAUCACCAGAUUAGACCCGAGAUAUGACGGAGAAACUGUAAAGAUAUCUGUUCAGAGCGACGCCGUACACUCAAAAGAAUACAUCGUCCACCGAUAUACUGCCAAAAAGUUGCCUCCGGUGCCCCAGAGAGAAGGCAUUGAUUCUUCCGAGGUUGUGAUAGCAUUCACGGUCGAUAAUGAAGCCACUCCCGUAUUCACCACUCAAAAGGUGUUUGCUUUCCUCCCAGUUGAUGACUUUGGCUUCCGUUUUCUCAUCCAUGGGGACUUUAUACUUGUAGCCAGUCGAGAGGGUCUCGAUGAAUCAAGCCUUUGGAACCGGUCUCUCAGGGAUUUGAUCCAGACUGCCUUCGUGGCCUCAAUUCGUCGUCUUGUUGCACUAUCCCCUAUCCGAGAUGGGGAGGGACUUUGCUACAUGUGGCCGAAAUACCUCCCUCGCCAUCCCGAAACCUCAGGAUUUUGGCAUGGUCUCCAUCAAAAUAUGAUGAAUGCCCUGCGUAAGACACCUUUGCUUGAGUCGGGAGCGGACGACACCCUACGAAAGCCUACUGAUCUCUACUACGUACCCAGAGAUUGGAGAUUUGAGAACGGAGCUCUUUUCGACCUCCCGUCACUAUUGCAGACGCACUUGUCAUUCAAGUAUGAUAGUGUCAGGCCGGAACUCUCCCUGAUUGGGGUCGACAGUCUUGACAUCAAUAAUCUGUGGCUAGAAUUUUCGCAAUGGAUCAAUGAAGUUGGAAUCGACGGCCUCAAGACACGGCCAAUCAAGUGGCAUCAAAAGGCGCGCCAGGAUUGCGUCUUUUUUACUUCUACGCAAAACGAAGAGCAUGUGCCCACUGGUAUCGAGCUAUUUCUCGUGGAUCGCUCUGUAUCUAAAGAUCCAGAAAGAAGAAGAUUCCUGAGUUUCUUGGGAAUUCAAGAAUACAGUCCCACCCAAGUUUGCGAACUGAUUAUCAAUCUUCACCAUGAUCUGCCUCCGGGGGCCUGCCGCACAGAAAUGGAUCUUGUCACAGACGCUCUUUAUCUUUUUGAUCAUCGAUUGUGUCUCAGAUACGAAGUUCCUAAUAUUGAGUUUGCCGCUGUAAAAGGUGGAAAGGCCAUUCGUAGCAGAGAGCGUCGUCUCUACUUGGUCGACCCCGAUGUCAAGCCUGGUUUGAUAGCAAAAUAUCAGAAUACUGCGCAAAGUCCACUCGUGGUGCUCUCUGACAAGUAUGAGGCUGCGCUGUGCAAAGGCCGACCACGAGAAGAUGCAGACUCAUUUCGACGGUGGCUCCUGGGAUCCACAUAUCGAGAGUUUUCCACAGUCCCGGCACUUUUAUAUAAUAACGAACUGAGCGCCGAGUGGCACUUUCUUCGUAGUCACGAUGUGAUGGAUUUACUACAAGCAAUCAGGCUACAAUGGAAAAAAAAAACCAUUCUCUCCCCCAGAAUUAUCAAGGCUGCGGCAGAACUUCAAGUGCUUGGCUCUGAUGGAUAUUGGAGACCUCUAGGUCGCCUAGCUAUCCCGACUACAGAGCUGAAGCAAAAAUGUCCGCAUCUCGACUUUGUGAGCCUUCCGAAUCCUGAGUAUAAUUGGGACUUCUUAUCAAUUCUGGGCGUUCUGACUACCCGCAAUACCACAGCAAUUCUACGAGAGCUCCAGAAGCUUGCACAGCUACAAGUAGAUGAGGUGGAUAAGAGUGCAAUAAAAGAAAUAUACGAAACACUGAACGCAAGCAUGCGAUCCGAGUGGAAGGAGAUAAAAACAGCUUUCCUGGAAGAGUCCCUUGUGUUUGUUGAAAAACCAAAGCCAAAAUGGUUAAGUCAUCUCUCCUGCGUCUGGGAUGGCCCAGGUGCUCUGAAGCAGGUUACAAAACUCAGAUAUCGCUACCCCGUAUGCAGACAGUUAUUCAUAUCCAUUCUGUGUGUGAAGCAAGCCAGCACUGGAGAUAUUGUCGAGGAACUGUGUUCUGUCUCAGAUGAAGGCGAUAUGGCUACCCAGCGCUUCAGUGAGCUGUUCUUUCUACUAGGGCGCUAUCGUCGUGACCAUGAAGAGCUGAGCAGGGAUCAGGUUCGAAGAAUCCGAGAAGCUGCGGUAUUUCCUAUUGUGGUUGAAGGAGGAAACAGUGACGAACAGCCCAAUAUCACACUACAGUCUAUAUGUGAGGGUGAUUGGUUUCUCUCUUGUGCUGUUGAACAAACAACUGAACCGAGAGGCACAUGCAUUCGUGACUUGCGCCGGGAAGGUGAUUUGAUGACUCGACUUGACUAUAUUGCCCUAGCGACAGAUCAGCCGGCACUCGUCGAGGAUAUCACGGUGCAAAUGUGGUCAGUAUCAUCAAUCCUUGCCAAAAGUCGAUUGGGAGACAUUGAGAUAAGCGAUGAGGACAAGUUAAUCACCAUCAGAGACGAUGGAGAGGUCAAAAACAUCUACAUCCGUGAAGAUAUAGCCAUGGCCGAGCAGUUCCAGGUCGAUCUUGAAUUGCUGAAGUAUUUCAGUAGUCUAUUGGACCUUGGGGCCGAGCACACCCAGCUGGUCACCCUCCUCCUGAAAGAACCUAUUGCCCAACUCUCUGUCAUCCUGGAGAGAUAUAAUAUCGAAAUACCCGAUAACUUGGACAAUGGAGAUACUGGCAAUCAAGAAAGCGACGGUGAGGACCAAGAAAGCAACUAUGAGGAUAAAGCGAUGACGAUUAUACAUCCAACCACAGACUACUCAGUUAACGAUUCUGACAGAGAGGAAAUGAUGGAGAGCGGAAACGAAAGCUGGCUUAUCGACUUGGCAAGAGAAUUAGGGAAUCUUAGAAUCUCACCAGCAGCAGGUGGCAACGAUGAAACUUUCACCACUCCAGAAAGCUCGCCUCGACUUAUCCAACGGCACGAAGUGACUCCUUCUCACAACUCAAGGAGCCAAGGAAUCGUCCAAGGACCGGCCGUGUUUCAUGCAGACGAGACACCAGUUGCGAAAACUCCGAGAAGUACUGCUCAGUUUGAAGACCCAUCUAGCGGGGGAGAUCUUUCUUUGCCUCGCUAUUCACCCAUAGAGACUCCGUUCUACCAGAGUAUCAUCAGCUCAAAUGGCCCAAGACCCGCUCAAAAUUCUCCUAGAGCCUUUGAAAGUCCAUCUAACAGAUAUAGAGAGAUUGGGUUCCUUGGGGAGCGUUUCGUUUAUCGUAUGUUUCAAUCUCGUAUCAAGGAUUGGACGUAUGAGAAUUGGACGAGUAAGUUGCGAGUCGAGGCCGGGCAUCCCCGAUUCACUGAACGCGAAAAGGACUUUUCCGACUUUACAUACCAGGAUCGUUUUGGUCAAAUGAAGGGAGUGCUGCGAGAGGCUGGCAUGGACGUAAUCGUCGAAUGGACUCAUAACACGAAGUUUCAUCUUGAGGUCAAGGCAACACUAGGUCCUUGCAGUGAGCCAUGUUUCGUGUCCCAGAAUCAACUUGACAAGAUGCGCCAGUACGAAGGGGACUUAGGCAACGUCUAUAUCCUCAUUCGGGUUUUCCAGUUGGAAGCAGAAGGUGGCCCAAGCUUUCGAUUCUUUUUAAAUCCUUGGAGUCUCUACUUGGAGGGGGCUCUCGACUUUAGGUCGAAUGAAGGAUAUAAGGUGUAUGGGUUGGUAUAA
Molecule: messenger RNA, 4362 nt
Organism: Fusarium oxysporum Fo47
Lineage: Eukaryota; Fungi; Ascomycota; Sordariomycetes; Hypocreales; Nectriaceae
Exons: 10
Coding region: 1-4362 (1453 amino acids)
Source: RefSeq, a predicted model, not a curated record